Molecule: messenger RNA, 2393 nt
Organism: Planococcus citri (citrus mealybug)
Lineage: Eukaryota; Metazoa; Arthropoda; Insecta; Hemiptera; Pseudococcidae
Product: rac GTPase-activating protein 1-like
Exons: 4
Coding region: 504-2162 (552 amino acids)
Biological process (GO): mitotic cytokinesis; mitotic spindle midzone assembly; Rho protein signal transduction
Cellular component (GO): centralspindlin complex; spindle midzone; cleavage furrow
Molecular function (GO): GTPase activator activity
Source: RefSeq, a predicted model, not a curated record
AAUUUGUACAGUCGCCAUCCAGUCCCGUCCCAUUCGGUAAAAAUUAUGAAAACUGAAAAGAGAUGAAAAGAAAAAUUGAACUUCCGAAACUGAAAUAAACCUCGUAAAAGAAAACAACGACAAGUCGACAACCGCCGGUGGCGUGGCGGUAGUGGCGGUGGGUGGAGGCGCCAAAAAAUCAACACCCAAAAAACUACACAGCGAUCCUACAGAGAGGAAAAGAAAACACUCAUCCAGUAUAGAACUUGCAUAAUCCUGGCCUUGUAUGCGCAUAUCCGGUACUUUUCUUUUAUCAAUGAUUUUCCGUUGGAUUUGAAAUCUCCGGCGCUUCUCUUCAAAUCAAACUGAGCCAAACUCCAAAGUUCUUCUGUUGAAGUAUUACCUGUAAAUUUAAUAGUAUUUAUUUCAUUUUCGAACAAAUUAUGUUGUUAAAUGUUGUAAAUAUAGAAUCGUAUUCAUACUCGUGAGCAUAUAUCUCACCAUUGUAUUUAUUCAACGAACAAAUGAAGAAUCCAACCAUGACAGAAAAAGGAAUUGGUUUAGUGUACGAAUACGAUGAUCUAAUUCGAUGCUACGAAGUAUUGUUAGAGAACAACUUGAUCAAAGAAUUUCUCAAUUACACAAAACACCAAGAAGCAUUGCGAUUGAAACACAUCGAAACUUCGAAUGAAUGCAAGCGUUUGAAAAUCUGCCUGGAUGCAGCCAAUAAAGACAUCACAACUUUAAAUUCUAAGCUAACAGCAGCUCGAAAAUGGUUAGAUUCAGAACGACUGCAACGUAAACAAGUGGAAAGUGAACGUGAUUCUCUGGCUAAUACGUUAGAAGAAUUACGCCGUUUACUGUUGAACGAUCAGCGUCAUAAAAUACCCGACGAAACUAGGGAGAAAAUUACGUCGAUUAGCAGAUCGAUUCAAAACUCGUUGAGUGGUUAUCGGACUCCGUACGAUCGUUUAAAUACGAUCACCGAAUUUGAUUCGUCUUCCGUUUCCGAAGUUAGUAUUUCAAGAUCGGAAGACGAUCUCGAUGAUACAAAUCCUCGUAUUAAUCGUAAACAUCGGCCUUCGUAUUUGGACGAAGAACCUGUCACUCUGAGGAAAAAGAAAUCUGCUGUGUUUCCCAUCACACCCACUGCUCCUAGAGCCGAAUCACUAGAGUCUUUGGAAUCCGAUCCGAGAGAAGAAUUUAAAGAAAAUUUGCGUACUCCGUUCCUCGAUCGGUUGAAUUCUAGAGCUCAUAAUUUUGUCAGCGUUAGUACCUAUUUAACAGCCGAGAGCUGUUUAGGUUGCGAGAAAUCAAUUCGACGCUUUAAAGGUUUUUUGAAAUGCAACGAUUGUAAUGCUAUUACGCAUCAGGAAUGCCGUGACAAAGUACCAUUACCAUGCGUACCGAUGGGUACUCCGACCAAGCCAGGAGUUUUUAGAACUAUCGCUGAUUGUGCUCCAUCUGUACCGCCAAUGGUACCAGCUAUCGUUAUUCAUUGUGUAAAUGAAGUCGAACAGAGGGGUUUGAGCGAAGUUGGAAUUUAUAGAAUACCGGGUAUUGCUAAAGAAGUGCAACAAAUCAGAGAGAAAUUUGCCAGAGGCAAAGGAGCUCCAAGCUUAGUCAAGGAAGAUAUCAACGCUGUAUGCUGUUGCCUGAAAGAUUUCUUAAAUCAUCUGGACGAUAAACUGAUUCCAAAAUCAAAAUGGGAAAAUUUCGCCGAAGCUGUUUCCAUCCCAGAUGAAACUAAUAAAAUAAACAAAUUAUAUCAAGCUCUUUCGACUCUUCCUCAAGCCAACAGGGAUACGCUGGCUUUUUUAAUUCUGCAUUUACAACGAGUAGCUAGCACAGCAGAGUGUAAAAUGCCUAUUCCGAACUUGGCAAACGUGUUUGCUCCCACAAUAGUCGGACGUCCUGAUUUGGACUGCGAAAAACCAGAGCACGCCUUUACCCAGAAUCAAAUCAGUAUCAGAGUAAUGGAAGAGUUGCUCGGGUUGCCUGCUGAAUAUUGGAAAAAUUUCAUAAAAGAACCGCCUGCGACGUUCAAGACACCCUGUACAUUACGUAAUACUCCUUCUACCGAGAGUCUAAUGAGAAAAACAUCACGUAAAUUUUUACAAACUCCACGUAGUGGAAAGAAAUUCUUCGGUACACCACCUAGCUUUAGAAAUCAUGACAAUUAAAACUGUAUUAUGCGAAAGAUAAUCAUUAUUUAUAAGGAUAUUUAUCAUGCACAGGUGAACACUCGUAUUUUAUUUUUUAGUUUUUCAUUUUAUUUAUUCGGUUUCUCUCUAGAUUUUAUAUCUCUCGAGUAAUUUUCUACUUAAAUUUUUUAAUCUCGAUUUUAAUUUAUCCAUAACAUUGUAUAGAUCUGGAUUUUAACCUCAAAUACAGUAUUGAAGUAGGUAUUUUAA